GGGUAAAAACAUGAACUUAAAUCGCGCUAUUUAUUUACAUUCCCUUGAAGAGUCUGAUGAGGACUUGGAUUUUGUACCUCGCAAACCUCGGGUCUUCAGGGCGAGACCAAAUUUCCUCAGGGAUAUGGAAGACGAGGAGUUUUUAACUAAAUUUCGGAUAUCCAAAUCAACGUUCGCCUAUCUUUUGGAAAGAAUCGGAAACAAGAUCGAAAGCCAAACUACUAGAAACUUUUACUUGACACCGGAGGAUAAGCUAAUGCUGGCCUUGCGCUACUAUGCUUGUGGGAACUUUUUGAUAGCCGUCGGAGACUUUUGCCGGGUGAGCGCAGCCUCCGCCAGUCGCACGGUCAAGGAGGUUUCCUACAGCAUUGCCGCCCUGUCCCGGGAAUACAUUAAGUUCGGAGAGCCCGACGAGGUUCAGGAGGAUUUCCAUAGCAUCGCCAACUUUCCGAGAGUAAUGGGCGCUGUGGGCUGCACUCACAUCCAGGUGCAGUCUCCGGCUGCGGACCAAAGCGAGAUGUAUCGCAACCGGAAAGGAUUCUUUUCCAUCAAAGUACAGGCCGUGUCUGAUGCCAAGUUAAACAUCCAGGAUUUGGUAGCCAGGUGGCCGGGCUCAACCCAGGAGAGCAUUAUAUUCGACAACAGUCGACUGAAGAAGCGGUUUGAAGCUGAGGAGUUCGGAAGUACGUAUCUUUUGGGCGAUUCCUCCUACACUCUAAGAAAAUACAUGAUGACACCACUUCGAAAACCUAUAACAAAGGCUGAAAAACUCUAUAACGAGUCGCAAUUCAAAACCCGUGAAGUCGUUACAAAAAGUUUCGAUGUUUGGAAACAUAGGUUUCCGGUACUGUCCUUUGGGAUGCGAAUUAAUAUUGAUACUGCCAAGGUGGUUAUUGUGGCCUGUGCCAUUCUUCAUAACAUUGCCAUUAGUGUUCAGGAUCCUGAGCCACCAAUUGAUGAGGAUUUACCUUUAGAAUCACUUGACUGUGUGGAAUCGUACACAAAUAAUGGGACAGUCAACAGCUCUGAUGAGCAUCAUAGAAACCAGUUUAUAAAAGAAUAUUUCCAUAGAUAACUAUACAGAAACUUGAGA
This is a messenger RNA of Drosophila serrata, 1093 nucleotides long. RefSeq names its product putative nuclease HARBI1. NCBI's taxonomy places the organism in Eukaryota, Metazoa, Arthropoda, Insecta, Diptera, Drosophilidae. The record is from RefSeq and is a predicted model, not a curated record.